Messenger RNA from Colletotrichum karsti, 543 nucleotides. RefSeq lists its product as uncharacterized. Gene Ontology annotation, molecular function: protein serine/threonine phosphatase inhibitor activity; protein phosphatase 1 binding. Lineage: Eukaryota; Fungi; Ascomycota; Sordariomycetes; Glomerellales; Glomerellaceae. The coding region runs from base 1 to 543 and encodes 180 amino acids. The transcript has 2 exons. Gene Ontology annotation, cellular component: nucleus. The record is from RefSeq and is a predicted model, not a curated record.
AUGGCCGCCGUACAUGAUCCACAACAGCGCUCAACGCCCGGCCCCUCCCAGACGCAGACGGAGACGACGAAUUCCCAGAGCCGGACCGGCACGCAGGCGAUCUUGCGACUGAGGGGCGCGCAUGCGCCGUCGAGGCCUUCGGUGAGGUGGGCUGAGGACGUGGUUGACAACGAGGGUCUCGGCCGCAAGAGCUCGAAAGUGUGCUGCAUCUAUCACCGCCCGAAAGGUGUCGACGAAUCCAGCGACGAGUCUUCCUCCGACUCCUCUUCGGAUUCAGACUCCGACUCUGACGACGGCGGCAGGAGGAGGAUACCCUCAGCCGACCACAAGGGAAAAGGCAAGGGCAAGGACAAGAGCAAGAAGGAUCACGACUGCGACGAUCAUGAACACAGCCACGACGGUCACCGACACGGUAGAAAUGGAGGCCGCGACGGGAAGCCGAAGAGGAGGCCCAGUCCUAAUGCAUACGAGAGAGUGCCGAAGCCGCCCAAGCCCAAGGACGAGGGGGCCGACGCGAGCAAGGAGCCGAAGUCUAAGCCUUGA